GAAGCGUGCUAUCUGCCAUGAGAACUGAGAACCUCUAAAAUCUCUGCAAAAACUCUUUGAUUCUCCAGUUGAGAUUGCAACAACACUAAUUUAAGUUACUCAACGUUCUCUGUUAAACUUCAAUUUUCCGGAGGUUCAAAAUCUUCUAUCCCGCCUAUCCAACUACAGACGUGAAGUUCUUCAAAAGCUCUGAUAGAACCAUUACAUCGAACUCUGCAACAGGAACCCUAAUUCAAUUCGUACACAGGAAUGGACGGGCAUUCCGCACAUUCAACUGCUCCAGUUCGUUCCAGGAGCUCCCAGUCUCCUUCGCCAUCACACUCUGCUUCGGCUUCUGUUUGCUCCUCAGCACACAAGCGCAAGCUAGCCUCCGACGAGCACGCACCAGCCUUCCCUUUCUCUUUCUCUGACAACCGAGAUGGGGCUCUUACCUCUAAUGAUGAUCUCGAGAGUAUCAGCGCUCGAGGGGCAGAAACCGACUCCGAAGACGAUUCAGAGGAGGUUGUUGACGAUGACGACGACGAAGACAACGACUCAAUGAGGGUUUUUACGACUGCCCGGUUAGAGAACAAUGUAAAAUCGAGGAACACGAAACUGAAGUCGGAGAACUCUUCUAUGAAAAUUGAUUCUUCUGGGCAUUCUGAUAUAGGUAAGGAUGAACGGGGCCCCACUACAUCAGUGGCUUCGGGCCUACCGCAACCUCAAGCAAUGAGUUCGAUUUCUGGGGUUGCAGUAAAGGAGGACACAAUGAAGGGGAUUUUUACCGAGAAUAUACAGACAAGUGGGGCGUAUAGUGCGAGAGAAGAGAGCUUGAAGAGAGAGGAGGAAGCAGGAAGGCUCAAAUUUGUAUGCCUCACCAAUGAUGGAAUUGACGAGCAUAUGAUUUGGUUGAUAGGAUUGAAGAAUAUCUUUGCAAGACAACUGCCUAACAUGCCGAAGGAAUAUAUUGUUCGUCUAGUCAUGGACAGAAGCCACAAAUCUGUAAUGGUUAUCAGGCAUAAUCAGGUAGUUGGGGGCAUCACAUAUCGUCCUUAUGUCAGCCAAAAAUUUGGGGAAAUAGCUUUUUGUGCAAUCACAGCGGAUGAACAAGUAAAAGGCUAUGGCACUAGACUGAUGAAUCACUUAAAACAGCAUGCUCGUGAUGGUGAUCGGCUCACUCAUUUUCUAACUUAUGCAGACAAUAAUGCUGUUGGUUAUUUUAUCAAGCAGGGCUUUACAAAGGAGAUUGAUUUGGAGAAAGAAAGAUGGCAAGGGUAUAUUAAAGAUUAUGAUGGAGGAAUUCUUAUGGAAUGCAAAAUUGAUCCAAAGCUUCCAUACACUGAUUUAUCAACUAUGAUUCGCCGACAAAGGCAGGCAAUUGAUGAAAAGAUAAGAGAGCUUUCUAAUUGUCACAUUGUGUACUCAGGAAUUGACUCUCAAAAGAAAGAAGCUGGGAUUCCUAAAAAGGUCAUCAAAGUUGAGGAUAUCCCUGGUUUGAGAGAGGCUGGGUGGACUCCUGAUCAGUGGGGAUAUUCACGUUUUAAAGCAUUAUUAGGUGCUUCUGCGGAUAGUGUCUCCUACCGGCAGAUAUUGAAUAACUUCAUGCGAUCACUUUUGAAGAUAAUGCAUGAUCAUCCUGAUGCUUGGCCAUUCAAGGAGCCUGUUGAUGCGCGUGAAGUACCUGAUUAUUAUGAUAUAAUCAAAGACCCCAUGGAUUUGAAGACGAUGUCAAAGAGGCUGGAAUCAGAGCAGUAUUAUGUGACAUUUGAGAUGUUUGUUGCGGAUGCCAAGAGGAUGUUUGCCAAUGCACGCACAUAUAACUCUCCUGAAACCAUAUAUUACAAAUGUUCAACCAGGCUGGAAACUGUUUUCACAAACAAAGUUCAAGCUCAUCUUCAAUCUUGCAGCAAACUUCAGCAGUAACAACUGUUAUAGGCUGUCAGGUUGGAAGCUGUUU
Telopea speciosissima is the source of this 1936-nucleotide messenger RNA. Its product is annotated as histone acetyltransferase GCN5. Bases 250 to 1902 code for a protein of 550 amino acids. Gene Ontology annotation, cellular component: histone acetyltransferase complex. The record is from RefSeq and is a predicted model, not a curated record. NCBI's taxonomy places the organism in Eukaryota, Viridiplantae, Streptophyta, Magnoliopsida, Proteales, Proteaceae. Gene Ontology annotation, molecular function: histone H3 acetyltransferase activity; protein binding. The transcript is spliced from 13 exons. Gene Ontology annotation, biological process: positive regulation of transcription by RNA polymerase II; chromatin remodeling.